Molecule: messenger RNA, 2412 nt
Organism: Plasmodium gaboni
Lineage: Eukaryota; Apicomplexa; Aconoidasida; Haemosporida; Plasmodiidae
Product: putative oligosaccharyl transferase STT3 subunit
Exons: 1
Cellular component (GO): membrane
Molecular function (GO): oligosaccharyl transferase activity
Source: RefSeq, a predicted model, not a curated record
GUAAUGAUAAGAAGCAAAUUGGUGAGAUACAAAAUGGAAGUGUUUAUUUUAGUUUUAAUAGGUGUGUUAAGUUUUAUUACUAGAUUAUUUUCAGUAAUACGUAAUGAGGCGAUAAUACAUGAAUAUGAUCCUUAUUUUAAUUAUAAAUUAACAAAUAUUUUAAAUGAAGAAGAUUUUUAUAAAUUUUGGAAUUACUUUGAUGAUAAGUCAUGGUAUCCAUUAGGUAGAACAACUGGACAAACAUUAUUUCCAGGAUUAAUGAUUACUAGUUUUAUAUUUUAUAAGAUAUGUCAUUUUUUUGGUAUAUUAGUAAGUAUGAGAAAUAUAUGUAUAUAUAUUGGUCCUAUAUUUAGUUUUUUUACUUGUAUAAUAUCUUAUUUCUUAACAAAAGAAAUUUAUAAUUUUAGUGGUGCAGCUUUAUUAUCAGCAUUAUUUGUAUCUAUUUCACCUUCUCAUAUUUCAAGAACAGUAGCUGGAUCAUAUGACAAUGAAUCUAUAUCUAUAUUUUUAUUAUUAUUAUGUAUAUAUAAUUGGAUAAGAUGUUUAAAAAAAGGAACCCUUUUAUCUGUAUUAAUAUGUUCUCUUUCAACAUAUUAUAUGGCAUUAUCUUGGGGUGCAUAUAUAUUUAUAACAAAUUCGAUUAGUUUAUUUAUGUUAAUUAUUAUAAUAUUAAAGAAAUAUACAAUUAAACAUUGUAUUAUUUAUAAUGUAUAUUAUAUUUUGACAACUAUAUUAUGUCUUAAUAUUCCUUGUAUUCAUCGUUCAGUCUUUAUUAGUAUUGAACAUUUAGCAACACAUUCAAUUUAUAUUCUUUCUACUGUUAUGAUUGUUCUUCAUUUUAUCAUAAAAUAUUUUCAUCUUAAAGAGAUGUAUAUAAAACAAAAAUUUAUACAAUUAUCAUUUAUUUUUUUUCUUCUUAUAUUUAAAUAUUUAAUAUUUACAGAUAAAUUGUCAUGGAAUCAUAGAUCUAGAACAUUACUAGAUCCAACAUAUGCAUCUAAACAUAAUCCAAUUGUCGCAUCUAUAUCAGAACAUCAACCAACCACCUGGUCUUCUUAUUUUUUUGAUAUACAUCUGGUAUUGUUAUUUUUACCCCUUGGAUUAUAUGAAUGUUUUAAAAAAAACGGAUCAAUAGAAUCAUUUUUUUUAGGCAUCUUUACAGUUUUAUGUUUAUAUUUUUCAUCUUUGAUGGUAAGGCUUCUUUUGAUUUUUUCUCCUUUUGCAUGUAUACUAAGUUCGAUUGGUUUAUCCUCAUUAAUAAGUCGUUUCAUACCCAUAAUAAGAAUUCCCCCUCGCACAUACUUAUCAUCUAUUAUUUUAUUUGAUGAUGUGAAACAAAAAGAGGAAAAAAAUAAUAACAACGAUGGAUUGAAUUGCAAUGAUAUACCAUCUAAUGGUAAUGUAUUAGAUAAGAAUGCACGUAUGUCUUCUUUAAAUUUGAUGACAAGACAUGAGAAUAUUUGGAAAGAAUUGAAUAGACCCAAAAAUGAUGAUAAAAGUGAUGAUAAAAGUGAUGAUAAAAGUGAUGAUAAAAGUGAUGAUAAAAGUGAUGAUAAAAGUGAUAAUAAAAGUGAUGAUAAAAGUGAUAAUAAAAGUGAUGAAGAAAAGGAGAAAGAAAGUAAUUGCUAUAAUAAUACAAAUAUAAUAUAUGUAAAAAAAUUAAAUUUUAAUAAAUUAGAAAGAAGAAAUAAUAUAUCUAUUUUAACCAGUAUAUGUAUACUUGUAAUGUUAAUAUAUUAUGUGAUAUUAAUUAUUCUUCAUUCAACGUGGUGUUCAUCUAUAGCAUAUUCAGAAUCAAAUAUAACAUUUUAUAGUAGAAAUAAAGAUGGAGAUAGAUAUAUAAAUGAUGAUAUAAGACAAAUGUAUAAAUGGAUAAAUGAAAAUACUGAUAUAGAUUCUAAGAUUGUAGCAUGGUGGGAUUAUGGUUAUCAAUUAAGUGUUAUGAGUAAUAGAAUAACAUAUGUUGAUAAUAAUACAUGGAAUCCUGAACAUAUAGCUACUAUUGGUUUAAUAUUAAGUACAAAUGAAAAAGAAGCAUAUGAAUAUUUAAAAAUGUUAGAUUGUGAUUAUAUACUAGUUUCAUAUGGUGGAUAUUCUAAAAACUCAUCAGAUGAUUUAAAUAAAUUCUUAUGGAUUUUAAAAAUAACAAAUAAAAAAUAUAAAUUUAUUAAUCCAUUAUUAUAUUAUUAUCAUGAUAAAUAUCAUCCAUUAGGAAAAAAUGCUACAACUUUUAUGACAAACAGUGUACUCUAUAAAUUGUCAUAUUAUAAUUUAACUAAUAAUAAUAUCAAAGGUUAUGAUUAUAUUAGAAAAAUACCAGUACCUGAAAUUAAAAAUUUAUUUUAUUUUGAAGAAGUAUUUACAUCUGAUGUGUGGGGAUUUCGUCUAUACAAAAUAAAAGAUAUCUAUUAA